AGAGAACCAUAUUCUGAAACUGAGCAAUAGAAAAGAAGCAAACAAGAAUGACUAACAAGAACCAAAGAAGUGAUGAUGCCUCCUCAAAAUUUGUAUCUUCACUAAAUGAUUUUUAUUCACCCAAAAAGAAGAAAACCCCCUCAAAAAACCCAAAUCCUUGUACAACAGGAGGACCACUUCCAGAAGAUAUGAUUUUAGAGAUAAUCUCAAGACUCCCCCUGAAGUCCCUCUUGAGAUUCCGAUCCGUUUGCAAAAGCUGGCACGCCAUCAUCCACAGCCCUUCCUUUGUGGAUGUGCACUUCACCCAAUCUCAAUCACGUACUCGUCCCCCCCAAUUCCUUUUGUCUAUCUCGGAUUCGGACUCGGACCAUUACUUUUAUUCUGCGAGUGUUGAAGGAGGGGCACCGGUCCAUCUUCUAUCGAUGCCCGGCUGUAAGAAGAAUGAAAGCAGUUCGCCUUGCGAGUGCUAUGUUUCCGAAUGCCUUAACGGAUUAGUAUGUUUCUACAACGGCCAUAAUGUCUAUGUCAUCAACCCUAGCAUUCGCAGAUCCAUAACCCUACCGCCGCCUGCAAGUGAUUACACUAACUGUAAACUUGAUGAAGAUGGAUAUGAAUAUUAUUCUGGUUAUUCUUUUGGAUAUGAUCCUUCCAACAACGAGUACAAAGUGUUGCACAUAAUGGGUACGCGUUAUAUGCGCACCAGGAGGUUAUCUGACCUGCAAUGUGAAGUGUUCACAAUAAAGGUUGGUUCAAAGGAACCCAAACUAGUUUUCAAUUCUCAUGACGAUGAUGAUGAUAUUGGGUCAUGGAGAAAAAUCACUCCACCACCUUGUGUGUCGAGAAGCCAGUGUAUUCGUGUGGAUGAUGUGACGAUUUACCCACGUUUUGCCUUUAAAGAAGAAGGUGUUUGUGUCAAUGGCGCGAUACAUUGGAUCUGCUCCAAGCCUUCGACUGCAAGUGACGAAGAAAUUCUGGUGGUUUUUGAUGUUGGUAGCGAAAAGUUCCGAUGGUUGCCACUUCCUCCUCCUGAUGUCUGUCCCAAGUAUAAUUUGACCAAAAUGGUCCCAGAUUUUCCACUUCCUCCUCAUGCUGCUGUCUGUACCAAGUAUAAUUUGACAAAAAUUGAAGGGCGUUUGGCUUUAUUGAACUAUAUGGAUAGUGAUGCCAGUACCACAGAAAUAUGGGUAUUAGAGGAGAAUUGUCACAAGAAGUGGGUUCAGAAGACUGUUGUGGCUCCACAAGAGUGUGGUAUACUUUUCACCUUAAUGUUGUCAAAGGAGCUGAACUUUUGGUCAACACCAAGACCUUAUUAUUUUGUUUAUUGGGAUCACAUCAACUACAAGGCUUCCCCGCCUAUUUUAUUGGGGAAGGUACCUUUUUGUUGGCCUGUUAGUAUUGGUAUCACAAAUCAUGUGGAUAGUUUAUCUUUGAUGCAUGCUUGAUCGUGGUAACAAAUGAGAAUCAUAGGAAAAUAAUUACUACCACUACUAA
Messenger RNA from Cornus florida, 1491 nucleotides. Its product is annotated as putative F-box protein At5g52610. The record is from RefSeq and is a predicted model, not a curated record. Gene Ontology annotation, molecular function: protein binding. Bases 48 to 1442 code for a protein of 464 amino acids. Lineage: Eukaryota; Viridiplantae; Streptophyta; Magnoliopsida; Cornales; Cornaceae. The transcript has a single exon.